AUGCUGCAUGAGAUCCUGAGAGUGAAGAAGAUGAUCAUGGGCCUCUCACUGGGCAUCUUUGAUGAGGACCGCACGGCGUUCCGCAGCAGCGUCAUCUGGUUCUGGGAGAGAGAAGUUAGGCAUGGUGAGAGGCGUGGGGUGGUAUUCUAG
Molecule: messenger RNA, 150 nt
Organism: Blastomyces gilchristii SLH14081
Lineage: Eukaryota; Fungi; Ascomycota; Eurotiomycetes; Onygenales; Ajellomycetaceae
Exons: 1
Coding region: 1-150 (49 amino acids)
Source: RefSeq, a predicted model, not a curated record